Molecule: messenger RNA, 585 nt
Organism: Geosmithia morbida
Lineage: Eukaryota; Fungi; Ascomycota; Sordariomycetes; Hypocreales; Bionectriaceae
Exons: 2
Coding region: 1-585 (194 amino acids)
Source: RefSeq, a predicted model, not a curated record
AUGCCCGACAUAACGUUCCCCUUCAUUGUUUCCGCCUUCCCCGGUACCGAUCUAUGGAGGAAGCCCCCAUCAACCGAUGACAAGAAUGCUCCGAUAAAGACGCACACCAAAGCCCCUCUCACGAGCCUCCUCUCGGCCACCGUGACCUUCAGCACAGUGUACACCACGCAAUUCGACCAGGCGGGUCUGGUCCUGACAAUUACCAACCCGGUAACGGGGGCCAGAAAAUGGAUCAAGGCGGGCGUUGAGUUCUUCGAUGAUCAGCCGCGACUGUCCAUCGUGUGCUGCGAUAACUGGUCUGAUUGGAGUGUUGCACCCCUGGACGGUAGGGUGAGCGGGGCUGUCAAGCUGGGGGAGAAGGCUGUCACUGUCCGACUCCAGAGGAAUGGGGAGACAGUCUGGGUGUAUUAUAUUGACGACGAGGGCAGAAGGGUGCCUCUCAGGGAGAUUGCCUGGGUGUAUGGCGAUAGCGGUGGUGAGGGCUGGGAAGUCGAGGUUGGUGCCGUGGUGGCUAGACCCAACAAGGACGUUAAGGGAGAGUUGGAGGCUACUUUUCACUCUCUCAACGUUGAGUUACAACAGUAA